Messenger RNA from Vicia faba (fava bean), 1806 nucleotides. The record is from the annotation of a GenBank genome assembly. NCBI's taxonomy places the organism in Eukaryota, Viridiplantae, Streptophyta, Magnoliopsida, Fabales, Fabaceae.
AUGGUAAAGGACAAAUUAAAGGAACCUGUUCUUACAGCUUUCACAACUAAUGGUGACUAUGUCGCCAUUUUGUCUGGAAAUGGGACGGCCAAAAUUUGGAAUACAAACAGUGGGGAUUUGUUAGCAGAGUGGAAGCCAUCAGAUGGAGAUGAAGAUAUCCGUUACUCUUGUAUUGCAUGCAGUUUCACUGGGAAAAAGCGUAGAAAAGACCAGGGAACUUGCAUAUUAGCUCUUGGCACAGAUGAUGGAAAAGUUCUCGCUGUUGAUGUUUCCACUGGUGACAAGAAGUGGCCUACUAGUCAUCCAAUUCCCGGUGGGAUUUGCGGUCUUUCAUUUGCUAAAAAAGGACAGCUUCUUUGUGUUGUUGGAUAUGAUGGGAAGGCAUAUGAGAUUAAUUCUGAAACAGGAGAGCUUCUAAAGGAGUUCAGAGUCUCAAAAAAGUCCAUCUCUUCACUGGCUUUUUCACAUGAUGAAAAAUACUUGGCAAUUUUCAGCUCUAGACUACGAGUUAUAAGCCGGGAAACUGGGAAAGAGGUUUUGAAGUGCCCUAGUGAUUUGGAAAAUAUAAACCGUGUAUCUAUAUCCAAUGAUGCAAAAUAUUUAAUUACAUCAGAUUCUGAGGUUAAACAUCUUCAAGUUUGGAGGUGUGACUUAAGUUCAGGAACUGUGAGUACUGGUCCAACACUUUCAGCAAGGCAUGCUCCAUUGGUUCUUGAUUGCCACCUCGGUGGCAAUGAAGAAGAUGAUUUAGUUGUCUCGGCAAUUACUUCAGAAAAAGUUGAAAGUGAAAAGGAAAAUAGCGAAAGUUCAAAGAAAAAGCGCACUCCUAUAAUUGCAUCCAGAUUUCAAUCCACGGGGGAAGAUGGUCAGAUGAAAGCUUUGGUGACUUAUGGCUCUGCAGAUCAUCCAAAAUUUACCGUCUUAAAUAUUAGCGAUUUAGAGGAGAAUGUGGUAUUAAAUGUGGGAGAUGAGCCUGAUUCCAUUCAGAAGUAUGACAGUCCUUCUAAGAAAGCAGCAGUAGAAAAGGAAAGCAAGAAAUCUAAGAAAAGACAAGCAACAUCUGAUCCUGAUCUUCCAACCACAACUGACAAGGUGGAUUUCGAUAUACGUGAGGAUGCCGAAGGAGUCAUUGAUGAUGAUGAUCCGAGUGAGCCAACAAUGGGAGAGAAACUUGCUAGUCUCAAUUUGGUGGAUGAAAACAAAUCCAAUGGUGACAAAGAGCAAGAAUCUUUGGUCUCAUUGAAGCCUCCAAGUGCAGACAGUGUAGAUGUUUUGCUUAAGCAAGCAUUAAAUGCUGAUGAUCGUGCCCUUCUACUGGAUUGCUUGUAUACACAAGAUGAGAAGGUUAUUUUUAAGUCAGUUGCGCAGUUGAACCCAUCCAAUGUUCUCAAACUUCUUAAUUCUCUUAUAACCAUUAUUGAGUCUAGGGGUGCAAUUUUAGCGUGUGCUCUUCCAUGGCUGAAGUGUCUACUUCUACAGCAUGCAAGUGGAAUAAUGUCCCAAGAAUCUUCAUUAAAAGUUUUGAACUCUUUGUUUCAACUGAUUGAGUCUAGAGUCUCCUCUUUUAAUUCUGUCUUCCAACUCUCAAGUUUAUUAGACGUCCUUUAUGCCGGGGUUCUUGACGAGGAGGUAGAUGAAGUUGAAACAGUGCCGAUUAUCUACGUGGACACAGACGACAGUGAAGGUGAAGAAUCCGAGGAUGUCAUGGAAACUGACAAAGAUAGCAAGGAUGGAGGACUAUCUGAUGAAGCAUUUGAUGAACUUGGUGACAUUGAAGGUAGUGCUGAUGGUAUGAUGGAAGAUUAA